AUGCCUUGCUGUUGCUACAUUCAUACCUACGGUUCCACCCUCCCCGAAAACGGCAUUCUUUGCCGUGGCUUCAGUCUCAUCACCGACAGCGGACGCGUCGAGUUCAGGGUCACCACCGACGGUAAUCUCGAGCUUCUUGGCGACGGCAAAAAGCUCUGGUCCGUCGAAGGACAAAACGCGUCUUAUGUGAAGAUGCAAACUGACGGAAACUGUGUCGGUUACAGACCAGAUGGAACCGUGAUGUGGCAAUCCAACACCGUUGGCAACGGGCACCUGUACAGUCUCGUUGUCCAGGAAGACGGAAACCUCGUCGUCUACGCCAAAGGUGGUACUGAAGCCGUCUGGGACUCCAACACUCAGGGUCGAGUCCAGGGAGCUGGAUUUACGUAUCCCUGGGGCGACACUCUCCCCGAAAACGGGCUACUAGGUCGUGGCUACGCACUUAUAUCCAAAAACGAACGCGUCGAGUUUAGGGUCUUGGAUAAUGGCAAUCUCGAGCUCAUCGGAGACGGCAAGACACUUUGGAGUAUCGAGGGGAAAAAAGCAGGUUUUGUGGUUGUGCAAUCCGAUGGGAACCUUUGUGGUUAUACAUGUGAAGGUGCCAAUGUUUGGGCCACUAUGACCAACGGCAAUGCACACCCAUACCAGCUCAUUUGCCAGGGCGAUGGGAACUUGGUGGUCUAUGCCGCGGGUGGUAGACCCGUCUGGAACUCCAACACUGCAGUGAUCCACUAA
Molecule: messenger RNA, 735 nt
Organism: Marasmius oreades (fairy-ring Marasmius)
Lineage: Eukaryota; Fungi; Basidiomycota; Agaricomycetes; Agaricales; Marasmiaceae
Exons: 1
Coding region: 1-735 (244 amino acids)
Source: RefSeq, a predicted model, not a curated record